Messenger RNA from Camellia sinensis, 2178 nucleotides. RefSeq names its product putative inactive receptor kinase At5g67200. Gene Ontology annotation, biological process: protein phosphorylation. The record is from RefSeq and is a predicted model, not a curated record. Lineage: Eukaryota; Viridiplantae; Streptophyta; Magnoliopsida; Ericales; Theaceae. Gene Ontology annotation, molecular function: protein binding; protein kinase activity; ATP binding.
CCGCCGCCGCCACCGCCACCACCAGCCUCUACGCCGCCCUGCCGCGUCCGGCUCCGGUGAACUCAACACUACCCUCCGACGCUAUCGCUCUUCUUUCAUUCAAGACCAAAGCUGACUUAGACAACAAGCUUCUCUACAUGCUCAAUGAACGCUUCGACUAUUGUCAAUGGCAAGGCGUCAAAUGCGUCGAAGGCCGAGUGGUCCGGUUCGUUCUCCGAGGCUUCGGCCUCCGCGGUGUCUUCGCCGCCGACACCUUGACUCGUCUCGACCAGCUCCGCGUACUCAGUCUCAAGGACAACUCGCUCGCCGGACCGAUUCCUGACCUCGCUGGACUCGUCAACCUGAAAUCUCUCUUGCUCGAUCGGAACUCGUUCUCUGGAAAGUUCCCUCCCUCGGUUCUCUCUCUUCGCCGACUUCUUGUUCUUGAUCUCUCUGAAAACAACCUCACCGGUUCAAUCCCGGCCGAGAUUACCGGUCUGGACCGGCUCAACUACCUCCGGCUCGAUUCAAAUCGCUUCAAUGGUACGGUUCCGCCUCUGAACCAAACCUCUCUCACGAUCUUCAACGUGUCGAAUAACAACCUCACCGGAGCCAUACCGGUCACGCCAACUCUGUCGCGAUUCAGCAUUUCUUCGUUCUCUUGGAACCCUAACCUCUGCGGCGAGAUCAUCGACAGAGGAUGCAGUUCCGCUCCGCCGUUCUUCAAUUCCUCCUCAUCCUCCGGCGCCGCCGCUUCACCGCCGCAGCCGGUUAUCCAGAACUCUCAGUCACAAGGCGUCGUUCUACCGCCGCCGUCUUCGAAGAAGCACAAGAGAAUCGGCAUAGUGUUAGGGUUUGUUAUUGGAGCUCUAAUCCUACUUGCAGCCAUUCUCUCUCUUUUCGCAUUAUUCAAGAAGCAGAGAGAACAUCAUCAUCAUCAAAGCCACUCAAAAUCAGCAACAUUCAACUCCGAAGCUGUAAAUACGAAUGCUGCUGCAAACACUACAAUUGAGGCGCAAGUUGUGAAUACUGAAUUAGAAUUAGAAGCAAAAGAGAAGAAAGUAGAAAUUGCUCCAAAACCUGCUCGGAAAAGCGGGAAUUUGAUUUUCUGCGCAGACGACCCACAGGUGUACACUUUGGAGCAUCUAAUGAGGGCUUCAGCAGAGUUGCUUGGGAGGGGCACGAUUGGGACUACGUACAAGGCCGUGAUGGGAAAUCGGCUGAUAGUGACAGUAAAGAGGCUCGAUGCCGGUAAGACUGCGAUUACGAGCGGAGAGAUGUUCGAGAAGCACAUGGAAUUGGUGGGAGGACUCAGACACCCCAAUUUGGUGCCAGUCAGAGCUUACUUUCAGGCCAAAGAAGAGAGACUCAUCAUCUAUGAUUACCAACCAAAUGGUAGUCUCUUCAAUCUCAUUCACGGUUCGAGAUCAACAAGGGCAAAACCUCUACACUGGACUUCAUGCUUGAAGAUUGCAGAAGACGUGGCUCAAGGCCUUGCCUACAUCCAUCAAACACCAAAGCUUAUCCACGGCAAUCUGAAAUCAUGCAAUGUCCUCCUUGGCACUGACUUUGAGGCCUGCCUCACAGACUAUUGCCUUGCUGCCCUUGCAGACCUGUCUUCAAGUGGUGAUCCAGACUCUGAAGGCUAUAAGGCCCCUGACAUCCGCAAGUCCAGCCGCCGAGCCAACCCCAAGUCCGACGUGUAUGCCUUUGGUGUCCUCUUGUUAGAGCUUCUUACAGGCAAACCUCCAUCACAGCAUCCAUUCCUUGCACCAACUGAUAUGCUGGAUUGGGUUAGGGCAAUGAGGGAUGAUGAUGUUGGGGAAGAAAACAGUCUCGGAAUGCUAGUUGAGGUAGCUAGUAUUUGUUGCUUGACGUCCCCGGAACAGAGGCCAUUGAUGUGGCAAGUGUUGAAGAUGACACAAGAAAUAAAGGUGAGUGUUAUGAUAGAAGAAAAUGAUGCAAGGAAUGCAUAUAAUGGAUAUUGAUUGCUUAAACUUGUUUUUGCACUUACGCUACGAGCCGCUAAGAAAAGCUGUAAAUCCGGGAUAACCUGAUGAAAUUUUAUACAAAAAGGAUUCUUAUGAGGUGAAAAUACAAAUUCACUUUGUGUUCACAAUGGGUUUAUGAAUCUAAGCUACAAGUGUUCUUUUAGGUUGGGGGAUUUUCCAAACGGCAUAUAAAAUACAAUUUUGGGAA